GUAUUUAAAGAUUUGUGAUUUAACACGGAAAAAACAAGCAGCCCACAUUGCAUUUAGACUUGUGUACACUGUAUAGUGCGAACAGAGCGGCCUAACCAUUUUAACCCAUUGCUAACUGGAACCUGGUGGUCCCUGUGUUAAGUCUAUGGUAAUUAGAUAAUUUAGUAGCCAACGGGUAAACAUCAAGAUUAAGAUCACCUUUCCCUGCCAAUGGAAACAGGCUCGACGUAUAAUACUUGUUUACCUCCCUGUUUACCCGCUAUUUGUACACACUCUGACAUGUAGAUGAGCACAACGAUACUUAACUAAAACAGUAUUCCAUUGCGAGAAGAAGAAGACGUUGCCUUCGAAGACCAGAUAGAAAGAUAUAUCAAUUAUACGUUCAGGGAUUACAGCAUAUUUGGGUAAAAUCAAACUCUUCAAUGGCCGCUGCGGUGGAUCAGUCCCAAUAUGACAAAUCAGCGCAGCCUCCUUCCUAUCAACAAGCUCCACCCCCGAAUCUCGCCCCGCCUACUAACCCACCACAGUACCAGACAGUGCAUCCAAGCACCGCCCCUUAUGCAGGACAAUCAACGCAUCAGCAGGCGUGGCAAGCACCUAUCCCCGCCCCUCAACCGAUCUAUAAUGCACAGUAUAUCGUACAACAGCCUGGCACGUACGUCUAUCAGACACAGUCGCAAACACUGCAAACCGCUAAUCAGCGGAACGUCACAUUUAUUCAGGCCGAUACUACACCGCAAGAUUACUUCACCUUCAGCCUCUUCGUUAUGCUCUGCUGCUGUCUACCGCUCGGUAUCUUCGCAAUCGUUAAGUCCGGAGAUGUGAAAACCAGAGCUGCAAUGGGCGACCUGUCCGGUGCACGACUCGCUUCCACAGAGGCCAAAAGAUAUGCUUGGAUCGGAUGUAUCAUUGGUAUCAUAAUGUGGGCGAUCGGCAUAAUAUGUUUGUCGAUCUGGAUAGCAUAUAUUGUCGACGAAUGCGACGAUGGUUAUUGUUAAAGGAAAACCCAACGUUAUUAAAAAAAUACAAAUAAAAGCAGAUUGAUGAAAAUUUGAUUGAAACUAAAGAAAGUUACACUGCUUUUGAAAGUUUUAGGCAUUAUCGUAUGGGCACUUAAGAUUGUCUGAAUCGGUAAUGUCACUAUGAUGUAGUGCUUGACAACACACAAUGAAGAUGUCGAGUUUGAAAAGUGUAUGAUGGGUAUUAAGGGUCUUUCAUGUUGAGAGGAAAUAUAUUAAAUAUAUUUGAGUAGCCGAAUUGUAGAAAUAAUAAAUUCACAAGAAAAUGGUUUCAAAUCAGGAAUUUGUUUACAUAAAAUGAUUUUUUUUUUUGCAUUUGUUUUCUUUCCAUGAAUAUCAGAGAUGAAUUAUUAAAGAAUUGUUAGUUUUCUGUUAACUCAAAAGCUCAUCAAUACUUGUAUCUUGAAAAGCCAAUUUUAUUUAUGUUAUAAAUGUUAAUUACCUUGAAUAUGUAUUUGUUAAUUUGUUGCAAAUGAAAAUCAAUAAAAUAAAAAUAGGGGAAAAAUAUAUUUGAGUAGUCCCUCAGACCCUCACAAAAGAAAGGACACAGAUAUAUUCAUCUGGACAGUUGUCCAUGACUAUGUCACAAUCUACUGACCAAAGUGCCAUUUAAGUUUCGCACAGAUUUAGUGAUCUCUAUACAAGCAUUCAUAACUCUCUUAAAAUUGGUCCGACAUAUUGUAAACGUUCGCCGUUUUGUUUAUCUUAUAUUUUUGCUUCCAUCCAAAUAAAAUUAAUACAAGGGUGGGAUUGACCUUUAAAGUUAAAGCUCAGUUCUGAUCAUGGGUUGCAUUGCAAAACAAACCACGUGGAAGCAAUUGUAAAGUUGAUCAUGUAGUAAACAAGUUUUAUUUUUGACUUUAAUAGGCCUGUGAGGUUUGGGAAUCAUCAAUAUGAUAAUAAGUUUGCCCAGUCUUGCUAAAGUAAUUUGUAUUAUACACAGAAAGGAUCAUGAUUUUUUUUUCUUGUGUGAAAUCUAAUCUGAUACGCCUGUAUAAAAAAGAGAAGAAUUUAAAGUGUUUUUUUAAUGUAAAAUGUGGAAUAAAUAAACUUCAAACUUCAUAUUGAACAUUUGUGUUGUUGAUAUAAUCCCUUUUAAAGAAAACACAACAGUUGCUAAAUGUUUAAACAAAAUAAUAAGUGAAAAAUCAGUGGCAAGGGAAAGUAGUAGAUUAAACAUGAUGGAUCUACUCGAAAACCCUAUCAGUAGAACUAGUCCCUUUUUGGAAUGAAAGUCCUCAUAUUUUAUGAAGAAAUUAUAGUCGAGGUGUCAUAGUUGAGUGGUUUAAGUACUUGACUUGAAAUGCUUUUCGUUGGUUCGAUCCUCGACAUAGCUCUAAUGUCAUUUGACGAGCCAUCAGUCUACAUUUGCCACUCCAUACCCAGGAGGGAAAAUUGGGACCUGGUAGGACGACAAAAGCAUUAUGUGUAAUGUCCAUAUACCCUCAUGAUGGCCAUGUGGUGGGAAUACUCCCCAGGGAGUGGAUAUAGUGAAUUAAUCGAAUGACUUGGGUCUAAAGACAAGGUUGGCUAUUACGUUUUCCAAAAUGAAGAACGACACAAGGUCAAUUUUCAUUGUCUUUUGUGGGCAGUGAAUUUUGGAAUAGAUUACCUAUUGAUGUCAGAUUCACAAGGUCUAGAAAUAUGUUCGGAAUUCUGUUACAAGUCUUUUGCUGAUCAAGUCAUGCAUGAAAUAUCAAGUUAAAUAAUUUGCAUAUGUACAUAAUUUAUAUUUUACAUUAUCAGUUUGUAUAUUUUAAGACAUGGUUGAGUAUUCUUGUUUUUUAGGCAUCGAUUGUAGUAGUAAAUUCAUUAUUUUUUUUGUUUUGUUACGUUUUCUAAACUGAUUUUUACCAAAAUAUUGGGGUUAGGCUCUACUAGCACAUGUGCUAUUAUCUGGACCCUUUUAACCAACCAAUAAUUUCUCUUAUUUUAUAUGUAAGAUCAUGGUAUAAAAUGUUUUGCUGUUGGAAAAAUAAAUCAAUUUAAAUCAAAUCAAAUAAUAUAUGUGAAGCGCUUAAAGACGGCACUUUGUAUUAAACGCUAUAUAAAUCUUGAUUAUUAUUUAUCAUAUUGAGAUAGAACAGCAUUUGUAUGCGUAAAGGUUUCCUGGUUGAAAACAGGGCUUCUCGAAUUCCAGAUCUCAGGGCAUACCAAUCCGGACCGCCCUGGACAGAGUCUCCAAUUUAAUUAUUCUAAGUAAGAUACGGAAUUUUUUAAGAGCCAAGAAAUUGUAACGGAAAUUAUACAAAAAUCAAGUAAAAAUCAAAAGGCAUGUAA
This is a messenger RNA of Strongylocentrotus purpuratus (purple sea urchin), 3299 nucleotides long. RefSeq names its product proline-rich transmembrane protein 1-like. The coding region runs from base 423 to 998 and encodes 191 amino acids. The record is from RefSeq and is a predicted model, not a curated record. The transcript has 4 exons. NCBI's taxonomy places the organism in Eukaryota, Metazoa, Echinodermata, Echinoidea, Camarodonta, Strongylocentrotidae. Gene Ontology annotation, cellular component: membrane.